AAUGAAGAGGCACACGUGAACAAAAUGUCAACAUUACUAAUUUAUAAAGUUUUCACUAUACUUUUUAUCGUGGUAAACAUAUAUUUAUUUUCACAUCGUUUAAAUAAAUAAUUAUAGAAAAUAAAAAUAAAAGUAAAAUUAUCAGUAAAUUCAAUGACACACAAAAUGAAAAUUAAUAUAUAUUUUGCAUUUUAAACCUAAUGCUUGCAGUUUUAAUAAAUUUUUUCUUUUUGGUAAAAAGUUUUAAAAAUAAUUUCUACUUACUAUCACUUAAAAUAAAAAAUAUUCCAGUGGAGUCAACUUCAAAAACUUCUCUGUGAUACAUUCGUGAGAUAUGUCUUCCAAACUACACUUUAUGUGAUUUGGUGGGAACGCAAUCAAAGAAAACAUCGGGAACCAUCAAAGACACCGGCACAGCUGAUCCAAAUGGUUGACAAAAAUAUACUAUGUAACAGACUAUCCUCCAUACGUGAGUAUUCAGUUUAUGCAGGAGAAUUUGCUCUAUGAUUUGCCACAAGAUAGUCGUAGAGUCAAAGAUUUAAUUAUCUGCAUUAUAAAAAACUUAUGCUCCAAGCAACACAAAGUGUAAAACGGUUUUUUUUGUUCGAAUUAAUUUAACAGUCUUUAAAAAAAAAUAGAAGAUAUUUAAAAUAGUUAUGUUUUUAUAUUUUAAAAAAACUGAGAUACACUUUUGAUAACUAAGAAAAGUAAAGAGAAAAAUAGUAAAAUUAAUGUUAUGAGUUUACACCCAUAUUGUACAUACUCAUUAUAGUUUAAGAUGUUAUAUAUUUCACAUUCGUUAAUUACCCGCCAGUAGAAUGCAAUUUAAAGUGAACUAAUCAUUUUUGAAAUAUUCAAUAAAAUUGAUAAUAUAUUAUGUAAUUAUUUCAAUUACUAACCCGCCCGUAGGGCGGGCCAAACCCUAGUGAUGAUAUAAAGGAAAAUUAGAAAUGACUCGGUGCCUACUUGGUUUCUUUUCAAAGAAUCUAUAUUAUUAGGGUUGACAUCAAUUAACACCCUAAACUACUCAAACCAACAAUUUUUCCACCUAGACUUUGGGCUUCAUCAAUCGUCCACAUACACUAAUAAUUACAUCAAUUUUCCACAAUUUAAGUUAAUUAAACUAGAUCACGUUUCGAAACAUAAAUUGCGUUAUGUUAAAACUGAUUGCCCAAUACCCAACCCUAUUAACUAAACCCGACCGUAAACCUCUAACCCGACUUUCCACUUAAAUUAAAACUGACGUGUUUUCUCUAAAGAAUUAGGGUUCUUGUGCACACAAAAAAUAAUAUUUUUUCUCUUCGACAAUAUGGAGAAAGACGACGCAAACGGAGUAAAUUGGAUCCAUGUUCCCAUAACAACGACUACUACUGGUGAAGACCAGACAACUCAAGAGUGGAGCAUUCCGGUUAUUCAUGUUAGUGAAGAAGAGUCAGAAAGAUUGGCUGCGUUUCUUGUCCAGAAAGAAAGUGAAGAGGAGGAAGAUGAAGAAGAGCUUGAGGAUAGGUACGAGCAUGAAAUCGAACAAUCAGUGGCUGAGUUUGAGGAUGAGGAGUUCAUCGGGAGGAACACUAUUCCAGAAAGCUCGGAUGAAGAUGAAGACUACUUUGAUGUUAGAGAUAGGAAACGCAAAAAAUCCGAGGAUAAACUAGAAGUGGGAACAGCUUUUUGGUCUGGGUUUGAAUUCAAAGAAGCUGUCUUAGAUUAUGCUCUUAGCAAAGGUCGAAACAUUGAACAUAGUAGGUGGGAUAAGACAAAGCUUAGCUUCAAGUGUGGGAUUAGAGGUAAAUGCAAAUGGAGGGUUUACUGUGCCUUUGAUCAGCCUACUCAGAAGUGGUUAGUGAAAACGAGACACAGAUAUCAUAGUUGUACCCCCAAUGGAAAAUGUAAACUUUUGCGAAGCCCGGUUAUAGCUAGGUUAUUUCUGGAUAAACUAAGAGAAGACAUUGGAUUAAUGCCUGAGAAGAUUCAAGAGCAGAUAAAGGUGACUUGGAAACUCAUAGCAUCACGGAAUCAAUGUCAACGAGGAAGAACAUUGGCGUUGAAAUGGCUGGAGAAAGAGUACGCAGACCAGUUUGCUCACCUACGAGGAUAUGUGAGAGAGAUUAAGAAGACCAACCCGGGUUCAAGUGUAGUACUUGAUACUAUACGUAAUGGUGCUGGAGAAGAUGUAUUUGAUCGGUUCUAUGUAUGUUUUGAGAAGCUUAGGAGCUCGUGGAGAGGUACAUGUAGGCCAAUAAUAGGUCUCGAUGGAACUUUUUUGAAAGUUGCAGUCAAAGGAAUAUUACUUACUGCUGUAGGACAUGAUGCUAACAACCAGAUAUUUCCUUUUGCUUGGGCUGUGGUACAAGCUGAGACUGCAGAUACAUGGCUUUGGUUUAUCAAGAGACUGAAGCAUGAUUUGUCUCUUGGAGAUGGCAUCAAUUAUGUCCUUAUAUCCGAUAGCUCAAAGGGACUCAAAAGCGCAAUCAAAUCAGAGUUACCAAACGCAGAGCAUAGGCGUUGUGUGAAACACAUUGUUGAAAAUCUGAAGAAAAAGCACAAGAACAAAGAGUUUCUGAAACCAAGAAUAUGGAAUCUUGCUUGGAGCUACAAUAAAACACAGUUCAAGGACGAACUUACAAAGUUACAGGAUUAUAGCAUGUCACUGUAUGAGGAUGUGAUGAAGGAAGAACCAAAAACUUGGUCAUUGGCGUACUAUAGACUUGGGAGCUGUUGUGAGGAUGUUGAUAACAAUGCAACCGAGUCUUUCAACGCCACUAUUACCGGAGCUCGAGCUAAGGCUAUUGUACCAAUGUUGGAGACAAUAAGAAGGCAAGCAAUGGUCAGAAUUGCAAAAAGAAACAAGAAAUCUGAGAGGCGGCAUGAGAAAUUUACAAAAUAUGUGGUUGAAAUCCUUAAAGCUGAGAAAGAAGAUGCUGACAAAUGCAUAACGACUCCGUGUACUCAUGGUGUGUUUGAGGUACGUCUUUCUAGUUCCGGUUACAACGUUAACACCUCUAGGAGAACUUGUACUUGUGGGAAGUGGCAGAUCACAGGAAUCCCGUGUGAGCACGCAUAUGGUGCUAUGAUAGAUGCAGGGUUAAAUGUAGAGGAUUAUAUUUCUGAGUUCUUUUCCACUACUCUAUGGCAAUUGACUUAUAGCCAGUCCAUAAACACGGUUAGAGGGCCUAGGUUUUGGAUGAAAAAGGGUAAAUAUAGAUUAGUGGUAGAACCACCAGAACCUACACUUCCUGGGAGGAAGAAAAAGAACAAGAAAAAGAAGUUUCCGAGAUUCAAAGGGAAACAUGAAUCACCAAAAAAGAAGAAGAAAAAGGUUGUUGAAACGAUUGGAAGACAAGGACGGAUCAUGCAUUGUUCCAAGUGUGGGGAAGCAGGCCACAAUGCUGCUCGAUGCAAAAUCCAUCCAAAGAAGAAGAUCAAGACUGAAGCAAAGGUAUUUGCGUCUACCUUAUUCAGUGUUUUGGUCUUUAUGUGACAUUGUUUUUGGCUUCACAGGAUGUUGGAAGCUCUGGAGCAGAAGUUAUUUCACUGACACAGCCAUCUCAAACAAGCAUUUGAGGAAGUCUUGUUUGUGUUUCACGGGUUUAAUAAGUUUUUUUUGUGCAUGGCUUUAUUU
This is a messenger RNA of Brassica napus (rape), 3619 nucleotides long. RefSeq lists its product as uncharacterized. Gene Ontology annotation, molecular function: nucleic acid binding; zinc ion binding. Lineage: Eukaryota; Viridiplantae; Streptophyta; Magnoliopsida; Brassicales; Brassicaceae. The coding region runs from base 1310 to 3478 and encodes 722 amino acids. The transcript is spliced from 2 exons. The record is from RefSeq and is a predicted model, not a curated record.